This is a messenger RNA of Danio rerio (zebrafish), 4230 nucleotides long. It is a transcript of the gene ccn1l2, whose product is annotated as cellular communication network factor 1, like 2. Gene Ontology annotation, biological process: signal transduction. NCBI's taxonomy places the organism in Eukaryota, Metazoa, Chordata, Actinopteri, Cypriniformes, Danionidae. The record is from RefSeq and is marked validated. Gene Ontology annotation, cellular component: extracellular region.
CUCUAUAAGGUGAGCUGCUCCGCCGUAAAUGCUCUGUAACACUGACUAGCCCAGUGCUCAGGCUUUGGGUCUUGCUGUAAUUCUAGUCUAGUAUCUAUAGUCUGACUGAUGCACUUUGCAGAUGCACUAGCUUUAAACCUGAAAGACACGCUCUGAAAUCUUUGGAGUGAUUUAGAAAGUGGAUAAACCUGCUUGUUUUGCAUUGGGGACUUACUUUAAAUCUUGGUCAACGCUUGGAAAUGCAUUCUGGAAGAAAUCAGAGGACGCGGACACACACUUGGGUUGUUUUGUUGUUCGUGGUUUGCUCUGCUGACGGAGAGGUGUCUCGUGGCUGUCCAGGCCCCUGCUCCUGCCCUCCGUCUCCUCCAUCCUGCCCACGGGGUGUCAGCAGGGUGUGGGACAACUGCGGCUGCUGUAAAGUCUGCGCUCAACAGUUCAACCAGGACUGUGGCUCCGACCUGCCCUGCGACCACAUCAAGGGCCUGCACUGCCACCUGGGGGCCGGAGGAGACCCUCAACGCGGACUCUGCAGAGCGGAGGCUCAUGGUCGUCCGUGUGAGUUUUCUGGUCGUGUGUAUCAACAUGGUGAGGACUUCCAGACGGGCUGCGAGCACCAGUGCAGCUGUAUUGAUGGUGUGGUGGGCUGUGUGCCACUGUGCCCGCUCCUCGUCCCGCUGCCCGGCUCACACUGCACCAAUCCUCGGCUGGAGACGCCGACUGGGCACUGCUGCCAGCGCUGGGUGUGUGACAGCGACAACAGCAUCAGAGAGGAGGAGCCGCUGCCUAAACACACACCGCAGUACAACCACAUCAGCAAACUCCUGCAGGAGCACCGCAGCAGACCCGCAGCUCAGGAGUGGUCGUCAGCGCCGGUGUCCGAGAUUCCCUUCCCUUCUCCCGGAUGUUUCUCCCAGACCACAGACUGGUCUGAAUGCUCUGCUUCCUGCGGGUUUGGUGUGUCCAGUCGAGUGACCAACAGUAACGCUCAGUGCAGGUUAAUCAGAGAGACUCGCCUCUGCCAGAUCACACCGUGUGACGCCACUCCACAUCUGAAGAAAGGAAAGAAGUGUCGACGUACAACAAGACCUCGUAAGCCGGAGCUGAUCACGUUUGCAGGCUGCUCCACGGUUCGCCGGUACCGUCCUCGGUCCUGCGGCUCAUGUGUGGACGACCGAUGCUGUCAGCCGCGCUCGACCCGCACAGUGCGCAUGCGUUUCCGCUGUCCGGAUGGAGAAAACAUCACGAGAAGCGUCAUGUGGAUCCAGACCUGCAGAUGCAGUAAGAGUUUCUGCAGAGCUAAGAGAGGACGAUCUUCGCCUGCUGUCAGCCUGCACAACGACAUACACACCUUCACACACUGAAAACCCUGCUAAACAAUCUGCUUAUCUAGCCAAAGCUGGUUGGCUGGUUUAAUUUGGUUAACCAGUCUGGUUUUAGAGUGGUUUUGGCCAUUUUCAGAUUGGUUUAAGCCAUUUCCAGCCUGCUCUCAGCGUACUAACAGUAAUAGUUUACUGUAGUAAAUAGUAAAGCAUACUAUCUCUUACAGUUUAUCAGCUACAGUAUUCUGUAGCAAUUCUUAACAAUGAGUCAUGUAAUGUAAUGUAAUGUGUAUUUAUAUAGCGCAUUUAUUGUGUAUGGUCAUACACCCAAAGCGCUUCACAAUCAUGAGGGGGGUCUCUCCACACCACCACCAGUGUGCAGCAUCCACUUGGAUGAUGCGACGGCAGCCACAGGACAACGGCGCCAGUGCGCUCACCACACACCAGCUAUUGGUUGAGUGGAGAGACAUGCAGUGAUCGAGCCAAUUCGGUGGAAGGGGAUGAUUGGGAGGCCAUGAUCGUAAGGGCCAAUAGAGGGACUUUGGCCAGGACACCGGGGUUACACCCCUGCUCUUUCACGAGAAGUGCCAUGGGAUUUUUAAUGACCACAGAGAGUCAGGACCUUGGUUUAACGUCUCAUCCGAAAGACGGCGCCCACUGACAGUAUAGUGUCCUCUUCACUUUUACUGAGGCAUUAGGACUCACACAGACCACAGGUUGAGCGCCCCCUACUGGCCUCACUAACACCACUUCCAAUAGCAACCUAGUGUUCCCUAGUGGUCUCCCAUCCAGGUACUGACCAGGCUCAGCCCUGCUUAGCUUCAGUGAAUAACCGGUCUUGGGCUGCAGGGUGAUAUGGCUGUGGCGCAGAGUCAUAAAUACUAUAAUACAUGCAUUAUAAUACAGUUUAUUAUUAUGGUUCAAAAACACUAUAGCUCCAGCGGGCGUAUUGAUGCCGUUUUGACAUUAGGUAGUUUACAUGCAUUCAAAUAAUUACUGUAUUUUGUAAUUGAAGCUUUCAGAUGAAUAGUCUUAUGUUAAAAAUAUUGAUAUUUGAUGGUCAUAAGGCCAUUAAUGUGUGGGUGUCAAAUGGACGUCAAGGUUUUGAUAUCUAAUUGAUUUGCAAACCAUUUAUGUCCGGGUUAAACUGCUGGGAGAUGACCAGACUGGAAAUGGCUGAAUCCAGCUUGGAAAUGGCAAAAAUCCCUGUAAAACCUGACUGGUCAACCAGCUAAAAUCAACCAUGAUAAACCAGCCAACCACCUUAGGUUAGUUUAAGCUGUUUUAUUCAGUAACAAGCUGCAACCUACCACUUGAGUAGGUACUACAUUUGCAUUUAAAUUUACUACAGGGCUAUUAGAAAAGUCUGUUCUAUAUAGUAUGAGUGUGAGUAGAAUGAAUACUCUAGUCAUUUAUAGAAAAUACUAGUGGAUGUCAAGGUUUUGCAUUUUUGACAUGUUAUUGACAUGCUUUUUGAUGUUGUUUUGACACCCACUUGUCCACUGGGGUAGUAACCAUAAAUUGCUAUAGUAUUUUUCAAGUGUGAGAGCCCACUUGCAGCUGUUCUUUUAAACAGACCCCAGAUUUCAGUGUUCUGUGUCGCUCUUUUAGACUUAUAUGUAUAGUUCUGCACUUUAUUUGUUUUUCUUCUGCUUUGACUUUUGCAAAUAUGUUUAAUUUAAAAUGUAAAUAUUCCAAAGUAACAUUAUAGUUGCAUUUCCGUGCAUUUUUGCAUAGACCUAUGCGCAGUUUUUGGAUUUUAACAGGAAAAAUAUAACUUAAAAUGUUUAUUAUUUUGUUUUGUGCAGAUGAUUUGAUUGGAUAACUGUACUAACAAAUACCAAUCUUACUAUCUUAUUCUGAAAUGCCUCCACUGUUAAAUGGAAAAAGUUCCUAAAUUGAUUUUUGCAUUGAUGUACUUUCAGAGAACUAUAUUUAUUAUGAAGAACAUUUUAACAAUAUAAAGACACGUUUUACUCCAUUAGGAUGCCUUUGUGGAAUGUAAAGAUUCUCUGUUGAAGCAUUGAUGCCAUAAAGAAACUUUAAUUUUAGGAGUCUAACAUCAAAAUAAUUAGGUUAAAGGAGUUUAGAACUGACUAAAAAAAGUGUAUUCAAACAUGAGACAUCUGAAAACGAGAGUAUAUUGAUAUUGGACAUCGACUGCCCCUCAGUGGAACAGCUAAUUCAUUAGUGAGUCAAUUAGAGCUACAGCAGUUUCCCCCGUUCAGAAGCAUACUGUUUUAAUUAUUGACAGUUUUGGUCUCUUAAUCAUUUUUUCUUUGAUUUUCCAGUGUGCCACAAGUUCAGUUUGUACUCUGAAUUAAAUCAAACGUGACAUUUUGACUCCAUUUUAUGAGAUUUAUCUGAUAAUGUGUUCAUCUUUCCAUCUUUCUGCCUAUAUUUAUUCUGUUUCAUUGUACAGCAUUGAAGUGUUUUAUAUUUAGAGGCGUAUGAUCAGAUUAAUGACAUCCUGACGCUGGAAGGAAAUGAAAAUGCACUAGUUUUGAGGUUGUUGUGGAUAAAAUUAAACGAGUUGCCUGAUUAAGGGAGAAAAUUAAGACUUUUUAAUAUGUUUAUUCUUUUAUAAUAAUAUAUGCUCUAUCCAUUCUUUUAUACAGCAGAGUUUUACUCAUAUAUUGAGAUGUAUAGAUGUGUUAUUUUCAGUUUUUUGUGUGUAAGAGGUCAUGAUGGAGAUAUGUUUCAGUGCAUGACUGUAGGUUUGUCUUUUGUAAAGUGUACAGGCUUCACUGUCGGUGGAGUGACUCUUUUGAGACUGCUUCAUUUUUCGGGGCAAUUCUAGACUCUCGCUUGUAUACGAGUGAACGAUUAUUUGUAUUGCAAAGAUGUUGAAUAUCAAUGAUUAUAUGCUGGUCAGAUUGUGUCACAAAUAAACAAAACAUCUUCAAGAAAA